This is a messenger RNA of Lipotes vexillifer (Yangtze River dolphin), 537 nucleotides long. It is a transcript of the gene TAF13, whose product is annotated as TATA-box binding protein associated factor 13. The transcript has 4 exons. Gene Ontology annotation, molecular function: protein heterodimerization activity. The record is from RefSeq and is a predicted model, not a curated record. Bases 14 to 388 code for a protein of 124 amino acids. Lineage: Eukaryota; Metazoa; Chordata; Mammalia; Artiodactyla; Lipotidae. Gene Ontology annotation, cellular component: transcription factor TFIID complex. Gene Ontology annotation, biological process: transcription by RNA polymerase II.
GCUGGCUGCUGGGAUGGCAGAUGAAGAAGAAGACCCCACGUUUGAGGAAGAAAAUGAAGAAAUUGGAGGAGGUGCAGAAGGUGGACAGGGUAAAAGAAAGAGACUUUUUUCUAAAGAAUUACGGUGUAUGAUGUAUGGGUUUGGGGAUGACCAGAAUCCUUAUACUGAGUCAGUAGAUAUUCUUGAAGACCUUGUCAUAGAGUUCAUCACUGAAAUGACUCACAAGGCAAUGUCAAUUGGAAGACAAGGUCGGGUACAAGUUGAAGAUAUCGUCUUCUUGAUUCGAAAGGACCCAAGAAAGUUUGCUAGGGUUAAAGACUUGCUUACUAUGAAUGAAGAAUUGAAACGAGCUAGAAAAGCAUUUGAUGAAGCAAACUAUGGAUCUUGACACCUUUUGUACUUUCUGAAGCUUCAUUAUUUUCUGGGGAAACCAUAUUUAAUAACUAUAUUUUUCACAGUAAGGUUCUGAUAUCUAGCCAUGUGAAUGAAAGAUAGAGAACCACAAAGUUUUCAGUCUUUAUUUACAUGUCUUCAAUU